Messenger RNA from Cuscuta epithymum, 3699 nucleotides. NCBI's taxonomy places the organism in Eukaryota, Viridiplantae, Streptophyta, Magnoliopsida, Solanales, Convolvulaceae. The record is from the annotation of a GenBank genome assembly.
CUUGAAAGGGCAUUUGCAAAUGGCGGGUAUCUCUUUCAACAGCCGUAUGUUUGGCAUUUCUUGUGGGACCCUUAUCUUACAUAGAUCCGCUUAAAUGCAUGUUCACUGAAAGUCAAGCAGUUUGUCUGGUGGCCAUCAAUUCUGCGACACAUUCACUAUCAGUUUACAGCUCCCAGUCACACUACUCGUCCAAGCAUUCCUCCUCUCCUGUCUCUGAUCUUCACCCCUGUAUCGGUCUUUCUCAGCCCUCAGCUGUUAGCCGACAAGACGAGUAGGAGGUGUCCAGCAUGCACUCCAUGUUGGUGAUGGUGACGUUGCCAUUUAAAGUGCUGGAAGAGGCAAACUCGGGUUCCGAUUCCAACCCGACUGAUGCAGUCAUCUUCGUGGGUAUCAGCUUGGUGUUAGGGAUAGCUUGCAGGCAUCUGCUGAGGGGUUCCAGAGUGCCUUACACGGUUGCUUUGCUAGUCGUUGGCAUUGGUCUCGGAGCCUUGGAUUAUGGAAAGCAUAAUCAGCUUGGAAAGAUUGGGAAUGGGAUUCGUAUCUGGGCAAAUAUUGAUCCUGACCUUUUAUUGGCUGUUUUUCUUCCUGCACUUCUCUUCGAGAGUUCAUUCUCAAUGGAAGUGCAUCAGAUAAAGAGGUGCAUGGUCCAAAUUAUUCUACUUGCUGGGCCUGGAGUGCUCAUUUCAACUUUUGUUCUUGGAUCCGUGUUAAAGCUUGCUUUCCCAUAUAACUGGAGCUGGAAAACAUCUUUAUUGCUUGGGGGAUUGCUGAGUGCUACUGAUCCCGUGGCUGUUGUCGCUUUGCUAAAAGAACUUGGGGCAAGCAAGAAAUUGAGCACCAUAAUUGAAGGAGAAUCCUUGAUGAAUGAUGGGACGGCAAUCGUUGUAUAUCAACUGUUUUUGCGCAUGGUUCUUGGAUGGAGCUUUAACUGGGGAUCAAUAUUCAAGUUUUUGCUGCAAGUCACCAUUGGGGCAGUGGCCAUUGGUCUUGCUUUAGGACUGUCAUCUGUUUUUUGGCUGGGAUAUAUUUUCAAUGAUACCGUGAUAGAGAUCACACUCACACUUGCUGUGAGCUAUGUAGCUUAUUUCACCGCACAAGAAAUGGCCAAUUUUUCGGGUGUAUUGACUGUCAUGACGUUAGGAAUGUUCUACUCUGCUGUUGCUAAAACUGCUUUCAAGGGUGACGGGAAAAAAAGUAUGCAUCAUUUUUGGGAAAUGGUCGCAUAUAUUGCCAACACAUUAAUUUUUAUCUUAAGCUCAUAGGGCUGUGCGAAGAGUAUAGAUCCUGUCUUCACCGCUGGAAAUAGUCCGGUCAAUGUUCGGCCACCCGCCCCUAAAUACCACACUCAUGGUGGUGUUGGAAGUGGGCUUGUCAUAGCAGAUGGAUUUCUUCAAAGUGACAACUUUUCUAAAACCCAUGAAUAUUCCUGGGGUUACCUCAUCCUUCUCUACAUUUUUGUUCAAGUCUCCCGGAUAGUUGUUGUUGGAGUAUUGUUUCCACUUCUGAGGUGCUUUGGCUAUGGUUUAGAUUGGAAAGAAGCUAUUAUUCUCGUAUGGUCUGGCCUACGAGGGGCUGUAGCAUUAUCUCUUUCGCUAUCUGUGAAGCGUUCAAGUGGUAACUCAUCUCUUAUCAAUUCGGAGACUGGAACUCUGUUCAUUUUCUUUACCGGUGGAAUUGUGUUCUUGACGCUGAUUAUCAAUGGAUCAACAACACAAUUCAUUUUACACUUCUUAAAAAUGGAUAAGCUAUCAUCAGCAAAGCGGCGCAUAUUAAAUUACACGAAGUAUGAGAUGUUGAACAAAGCUGUGGAAGCAUUUUCUGACCUUGGAGAUGACGAGGAACUAGGACCUGUUGACUGGCCUACUGUCAAAAGAUAUCUUACAUGCUUAAAUGAUUUAGAGGAUGAUGAAAGAAUGCACCCUCAUUCUUCAUCAGGAAACAAUGAUAGCCUACAUCAUCUAAAUACAAAAGAUAUCCGGAUUCGCUUUUUGAAUGGUGUUCAAGCUGCUUACUGGGGAAUGCUAAAUGAGGGAAGGAUAACACAGACCAUUGCAAACAUUCUAAUGGAAUCUGUUGAUGAAGCACUUGACUUAGUAUCUCAUGUGGCUUUGUGUGAUUGGGAAGGCCUAAAAACUUAUGUGAAUAUUCCGAAUCGUUAUAAGAUUCUUCAAACAAGUAUUGUCCCGCAAAAACUUGUCACAUACUUCACUGCCGAGAGAUUAGAAUUUGCGUGUUAUAUCUGUGCAGCCUUUCUCCGGGCCCAUAGGAUUGCAAGGCAGCAACUAAAUGACUUUAUUGGAGAUAGUGAAAUCACAUCAUCUGUGAUAAACGAAAGCAAAGAAGAAGGGGAGAAAGCACAAAAUUUUCUUGAAGAAGUACGGCUCACAUUUCCUCAGGUUCUCCGUGUUGUCAAAACGAGACAAACAACGUAUACUGUACUGAAUCGAUUGAUGAAGUAUGUGCAUAAUCUUGAAGAGAUUGGUUUGUUAGAAGAAAAAGAGAUGAUUCAUCUUCAUGAUGUUGUACAGACUGACCUGAAGAAACUCUUACGGAACCCCCCUGGAGUAAAGAUGUCAAGUGUUCGUGAUUUGAUAGGUAUAAAUCCUUUCCUAGGAGCCCUUCCUUCCACAGUCAGUGAGACCCUAGUUGGCUGUACCAAGGAGAUUAUGAAGUUAAGUGGUUCUACACUGUAUAGAGAAGGAGAUAAGCCAACCGGUAUUUGGCUUAUUACAAAUGGAGUGGUGAAGUGGACAAGCCGGAUUUCAAGCCAUAACCACCGGCUGCAUCCCACAUUUACACAUGGAAUUACAUUGGGAUUGUAUGAAGUUCUUGUUGGAAAGCCAUACAUCUGUGAUAUUGUCACUGAUUCAGUGGUUCGCUGUUGUUUUAUUGAAACAAAGAAGUUACUUUAUGCUCUUAAAUCUAAUCCUACAGUAGAAGAUUUCUUUUGGCAGGAAAGUGCUACUGUUCUUGCCAAUGUCUUGCUUCCUGAAGUUUUUGGGAAAGUUGGGAUGCCUGACCUAAGAGCUUUUAUUGCACGAAAAUCCACACUGAGUACAUACACAAGGGGGGAAAGUUUCGAAUUGGCUCACCAUUCUAUUGGUUUUUUAUUAGAAGGAUUUGUGAAGAGUCAAGGUGAAGAUGGCCAGUUAGUAUCCUUUCCUGCAGCAUUAUAUCCUUCUUGCGAAGGGAAAAGUUCAGGGAAAUCUGAAAAGGAAGGUGCCAGGGUAGACAGUUUUUCACAUCAACCACAUUGGUAUCAAGUUGAGACAAGAGCUAGGGUUAUCGUGUUUGAUGAUGUUGGAGCAUUUGAAACACACUCAAGCUCCCAUAGGAUUUCAUCUUCGUUUUUAUUACAUCCAGCAGAGCUCCAACUUAGAUCACUUAGUAGAGAUGGUGGGAGCCUAAUGAGUUGGCCCGAACAUUCAUCUUUGCCCGAAGACCAUUACAGUCGAGAAGGCACUUAUCGCCAGAAAAAUAUUCUCUCCACACCGUCAAUGCACCCAUGUAUGUUUGGUGGUAUGACAAGCAGCAUCAAAGGGCCAAAAGACAAAAGCAUUACUUCUCAAAGUCUGUCAUAUCCAAGGAUUUCAUCAAAUGUUGCACGGCCUCUUGUCUCUACGAGAUCAGAGGGAUCUUGCACCAUUUAUAAGCCUGUUGAUGUUCAUGGAACCAACAAAGAAGACAGUGUUACUAAAC